UCACAAAAAGACUGCAUACCACUAGUUGUGGCACUGGAAAAAAACGUUGGGCCGCAAGUUGUUUUGGGGAGUUGGUGGACGAUUUAAUGCAGGCGGGACAGUGUAGGCCUACCAAUGCCUACUGGAACCAGACACAACUUUCUGGUUCCUGAUUUUUAGAGAAAGGUCCGAGGAAUUUGAGAACCGACAGGGGACAGUCAUGUCACUCAGUGUCAUCAUGGAGGAGCCCUUAGGCUUUCAGGAAGAUGAUUUGGAGUUUGUUGGGCGUGUGUCCCACACCCCCUCACAACCUCACAAGUACGGUGGAAGGAAACGGGAUUCUGGCCGUUAUGGAUCUCCUACGGGACGGUACAUCAGGGCAGCCGCUGGUCGGAGUCUUGGUGGUCUGCGGCCAAGCCAGUCUUACUCACCAAACAGCCCUCGCUCCAGCCGGAUGAGCGCUCACCACCAGCCUAGAGUCACGCCCAUUCGAUUCAUCCGAAAUCCGCGCCAUCCCAAGAGCCUGUACGACACCGAGAUCAGCAUGAGAAACUUCAUGCGGAGGGGACCGCCCAAGCCGACUCCUGAGCUGUCGUUCCCCGAUCCGUCCAAGCACCGGGCUUUCCGGAACCCCAUGGCUCCCCGCUUCCAUCAUGAGUUCGAUUUCACUGAGGAGGACUACGACAUAAAACGGAAUCCGCUAGCAGGAGUGCACCUGGAUGUGCUCUUGGCCGGAACCUCUGAGUUCCCAGGAACUCAUAACCGUGGCUAUGACGACACGGGCGACCGUGACAUCGACAGCAACGACCAAGACAGCAGUGACAGCGACGAAUCGGAGUCCUCUAACAUGGGAGAAGACUUAGAAGCCGGCGAUGAUGUGAGCGUGAACGACUCUGCGUCCCGGAUAGUAGAAGAGACCCAAAGGAGAGACGGGGCCAUCUACUCGUCUGUGAACAAGAACUGGGCAUCCAAAUCAUCGGGAUCGCAACAGAUGAGAGCAGAACCACCGCCGUUUGCCCCCCAGCCUCCACCGGUGCUGCCAAAGCCAGCAGCCAAGCCCUUGGUGAUACCGCGCGCUGUGGCGAAUCAGGAUGAAUACAGACAACAGGAACCCACCUGGGAAGAAGAGAAGGAGAUACCGCCUCCCGUUCCAGAGCCUCUGGAUACCCUUGCUGAGGAAGAUGAGGACCAACAGGAGGUUGAGGAGGUCGAGGUUGAACCGGUCCCAGAGUCGGCACCCCAGGAACUCCGUGACAUGAGCACGCAGACUAACUUGAACGUACAAGCCGUCGGUGGGGAGCAGGAUGAGCCAGAGGAGGGGGAGGAGGCAGAAGAACGCUUCAUCCAAAUACAAGAAGGUCGAGAAGACGUCAGCAUCAUGACCCACGAAAACUGGGAGGCUGUGGCACCAUGGUCACAGCGCUCGUCAGAACCAGUGAAUCGCAGCACUAGCCUGGCUGUCAACUAUCGACGAGUGGUGGCCGAGCUGAGCGGAGUAGAUCGACAGAGAGGAGAACCUCCUCAAGAACAACGACCCAGGCACCAGGAAGGACGACGUGACCCUUCCCACAUCCGCGAGGAACCCCCUCCCUGGUCACCUCCCAUAGUACCUCAAAUGGAGCAAAUCUUGCGGCCCAUACCGGGAGAUAUGAGGAAUUACCCACCACCGUCUAGGGAGUGGGACGCCCCAAGGCGCCGGUAUCCAGACAGUGGCAUACCCAUGGCUGCUUUCUGCAAUCGAUGCUGCUUUGUCACGCUCUUGCUUUUAGCACUCGGAGUCAUUAUAGGCCUUGCAGUGGUCACUUCUGUUUACGUCACCUCUGGUAACUGUGACGGUGCUCCGUGUGGAUUGAUACAAGAACAAGGAUAUCUUGGGGGCCUCGUGGCGUUGGGAGCACUGGCCAUUCUCGUAGUCUUUGCGUUGUUCACGUGGUGUUGUUACAACGUCUCUCGGAGACAACGCGACCAACAUAAGUACAGACCACGUGAGAGACAAAUGUAUCUUCCAUGAGAAACCACUGAACAGACUAAGAACAAUUACCAGUUAUUUUAAAUUAAUGGUUAUAUCUAUAUUAAAGGCUACAGGACAAAUGCCAAUGCAGUUUUUCAUCAGCUUGAUUUCGUUCCUAAUUAUAUUAUAGCAAAAAAUGUAGCUCAUCAGUACGACGAUGCUUUUUCAAUUAUCUUCAAAACGGAAGCAAAAUGUUGAAAUUUCCGUUUACCUUCACGUUCAGUGACUUCAGUUGAGGAAAAACUGUGGAAAUCUGACGAUGACAAAACCUAAAGACGUUGUGCCAAACAAAUGUAAAACCCAGCUCAGCUAAAACGUUGCUCAUCUUUAGUUUGCGUCCGAGGUUAUUCAUUUUCCAAAACGCUGAAACGUUCAUUUGGCUAGCAUGUUUUUGAAUUUAUUGAAUUACGAACAUAGCAGGAAACUUUGCAGGGUAGGAGGACGAAAAAUAUUAUAAAACUCUAAAGUUCCAUUUCCCCCUACAAUUAAUUAUCUAGGGUCGGAUGAGGAAAAAAUCCCUUUAGGCCAAACAAAAAGUCUCCGGUUUCCGGUCGGCGCGCGCGUCGGCCGUAGACCUGCGCCUCGGCAAAAUAAUGUAUUUGGUGUAAAACGAUGUCUGAAAGCGGUCAAACUUACUUAAUCGACUGGAAUCUUGCUGCUGCGUAAUUGUAACCUGUUUUUGAUGGGGUAUGGUUAAGUAAUACACUACAGUAAAGGAGUCAAUGUAGGUUCCAAUACAUAGUCGGGCACUCUUUGUCAGAUGAUGUCAUUUCUGUAUUAUACAUUUACAUCUGGGAACCAGACAAACGAAGUGGUCUUAUGUCCUGUGUACCUGUACAAGGUUAAAAUGCUUAUAAGCAGUUAAGAAAGUGUGGGGCCCAGUUUAUUUUAGCGUUGGUAGCGGCCAGCUAUACCCAGCAAGAAAUGAGACCGAGGGGUACCCCCCCCCACAUGUCCAAUCCCUAUACACAUUCCAGACUAUU
Molecule: messenger RNA, 2973 nt
Organism: Acanthaster planci (crown-of-thorns starfish)
Lineage: Eukaryota; Metazoa; Echinodermata; Asteroidea; Valvatida; Acanthasteridae
Source: RefSeq, a predicted model, not a curated record